Mixia osmundae IAM 14324 is the source of this 3102-nucleotide messenger RNA. RefSeq lists its product as uncharacterized. The coding region runs from base 1 to 3102 and encodes 1033 amino acids. Lineage: Eukaryota; Fungi; Basidiomycota; Mixiomycetes; Mixiales; Mixiaceae. Gene Ontology annotation, biological process: maturation of SSU-rRNA. Gene Ontology annotation, cellular component: Pwp2p-containing subcomplex of 90S preribosome; small-subunit processome. The record is from RefSeq and is a predicted model, not a curated record. The transcript has 6 exons. Gene Ontology annotation, molecular function: protein binding; snoRNA binding.
AUGUCGACCGGUCUGGUGCAUGUCAGCUCAGGCAUCAGCAAACAGGACAAGCGGUGCACGCGAGAAAUGCUCACAACAGCAUGUAGCGACUGCACGCUCUUACCAGAGGCAGGCUGGCGUGACUUAUCGACUAGCUCGCAUAUAGUCGAGCACGAACCCGCCGUGCAUGUUCAGCCGGCGGUAGUCACCAUGCGAUCCUAUGAGCGGCAUGGUCCCGUCGAGGCCUUUGGCGUGAUCUGUUCGGCUGGCAGCAACUCAGUCUUCGAUGGCAAGACAGCUUAUGUGCCUGCGCUGGAAGAUGUACUCGUAUGGGAUGUCAAAAAGGGCGAGCUGCUAGGCAUGUGGCAUGAGCAAGGGCAUCGAAGUCCGGUAUCUGCCAUUGCACGCUCGCCUCGACCGAGGGACACGUUUGCAGUCGGCUACGAGGAUGGCAGCGUCAGACUGUGGAGUGCAAAGGAGAAGAGCGUCAUCGUUACGUUCAAUGGCCAUCGCAAAGCCGUCACUUCGCUCGCUUUUGAUCGCAAUGGCCAGACGCUCGCAAGUGGUAGCAAGGACAAUGAGAUCAUUCUCUGGGAUCUCGUUGCCGAAGCAGGCUCGUACAGACUGCGAGGUCACAGAGAUCAGAUAACGGGACUAGCGUUCGUCCAAAUAGCACCAGAAGAAAGUGAUGCAAUAGCCUCGACUUCUGCAGCAGGGCCGCCAGCGGCGAAACACCUCCUCUCAGUCUCAAAAGAUACAUUCAUCAAGCUCUGGGACCUCACGACCCAGCACUGCAUCUCCACCACCGUGGCUCAUCGGGCAGAGACGUGGGCGUUAGACGUCAAGCUUGAUCCGGAGACAGGCGAGAAUAUCGUCUUGACGGGCGGUGGAGAUGGCGAAGCUAAGGCCUGGUUGCUCGAUAAUGACGUUUUGCGCGAGGGCGUGCAGUCUGACCAGGACGGUGUGCUCAAACGUGCAUUGGUACCUCUCAACCCAUCUGGCACGCUCAUCAGCCUCUCAAGCUCGAGUCACACCCAGCGAAUAGCACAAGUCUCUUACCAUCCAUCAUUGCCUAUCAUUGCUUUCCAAACGACCGAGAGAACGGUAGAAAUCGUUCGACUACGCUCAGAUGCAGAGAUCAAGCGUAAAGCUGCCAGACGGCGGCGGAGAGAAGCUGACAAGAAGAGCAAAGUGGCAGGCGAAGAAGAGAGCGAGCCGGUGCAGCAGGAAUGGAGAGACCGCCUUGCCCCAUGGUCAAUCGUACGCGCCUCGGGCAAGAUAAGGUCAUUCGCUUUUGCGCCUGAACACAAGAGAGCAAAGGGCACAGAGAACAUCUCCCUCAUGGUGGCUCUCAACAGUAACGCGCUAGAAAUUUACGCUCUACCGCAGCCUCCUGCGACGGGCAAAUCCAGUACCUUAGUUGAGCCGGUCAAGUCGUUCUCGCUCGAUCUGCCUGGUCAUCGAAAUGACGUGCGAGCGCUUGCAAUCUCGUCAGACGAUCAGCUACUCGCCUCUGCCGCGCAGGGCAGUCUCAAAGUCUGGAAUGCAAAGACGACAAAAUGUCUGCGGACGCUUGAUUGCGGUUACGCGCUCUGUACAGCCUUUCUGCCAGGUGACCGACACAUCGUGGUCGGCUGCAAGUCUGGCGAGUUGCUGCUUUAUGACGUCGCGUCCUCUUCGCUUCUCGAAACCGUUCAAGCGCAUACUGGCGCGCUCUGGUCGCUGCAGGUCAGGCCCGACAAGCGCGGCCUUGUCACGGCCAGUGCAGACAAAGAUAUCAAGUUCUGGGACUUUGAGAUCAAAGAAGCGGCUGCUGCCGGAGACGAAGCACCAAAUGCAGCACGUUCGCUCUCGUUGGUUCAUAUCAAGACGCUCAAGAUGAGUGAUGAUGUACUCUCGGUGCGAUAUAGCCCAGAUGGUCGUUUGCUUGCUGUGGCACUCCUCGACAUGACCGUCAAAGUCUUCUAUGCCGACACGCUCAAGUUCUUCCUAUCGCUGUACGGACAUAAGCUGCCCGUCCUCGCAAUGGAUAUCUCGUUCGAUUCGAAGCUGAUCGUCACCUGUUCUGCCGAUAAGAACGUCAAGAUCUGGGGCCUCGAUUUCGGUGACUGUCAUCGUUCGCUCUUUGCGCAUGACGAAAGUAUCAUGCAAGUCGCGUUUGAAGCAAAGUCGCACUACUUCUGGACGGUCGGCAAGGACAAGAUGGUCAAGUAUUGGGACGGCGACAAAUUCGAAUGCAUCCAGAAGCUCGAAGGACAUCAGAGCGAGGUCUGGGCGCUCGCGGUCAGUCCGCUGGGCAAGUAUGUUGCGACAGCCUCGCAUGACAAGUCGAUCCGCAUCUGGGAGAAGCUCGGCGAGCCUCUUUUCCUGGAGGAAGAACGCGAACGAGAGAUGGAAGCAGCCUACGAAGCGAACGAGCAAGAUCAGCUCGAUCUGCGCGCCAAGCGUACUGGCGAGCACGAUGCAGGACCCGAGGUCGACACCGUCUCGAAAGAGACAAAGGAGACCCUGAUGGCAGGGGAGCGCAUCAUGGAAGCUAUCGAUCUUGCGGACGCCGAUCGCGUACACGUUACCGCUUGGCAAGCUGAGCGUGCCCGUCUCGAUCCUGCCAAUAGCAAGACUCUGCCGCCACCUGGUCGCAAUGCCAUCUUCACCCUGCCGGGCGCGGAGAAAUCUGCAGAGCGGCAUGUGCUCGAUACGAUCAAGCGGAUUCCAAUGGCAGCACUGCAAGAUGCGCUGCUCGUGCUCCCCUUCACCCAUGUCACUUCUCUCCUUUCGUACAUCGAUGUCUGGGCGCGACAUCGUUGGAACGUCGCUCUGACAUCGCGCGUGCUCUUCAUCAUCUUGCAAACGCACCAUUCUCAGAUUGUCGCAACGAGAGCCAUGCGGUCGUCUAUGCUCUCGCUCCGUAGCAGUCUACGAGAAGCUCUUGUGCAGCAAAAGGGCUUGAUCGGCUACAACGCUGCCGCGCUUGGAUACAUACGACGACAGCAAGAGACAGCAAAGACGCAAGAGUUCUUCGAAAGCAGCGUGCGAAAGGGUGGAGAUCUAUCUGAGCAGGCCGUGCGCGAGCAAAUUGCGGCGAGCAGCAAGAAGCGAAAGCGAGCGAUCACGACGACAUGA